GGUCAGUCGCGGUCAGUUCCACCCCCGCUCUUCUCCUAACCCGAGUCACGUCGCACCGGAAGCGAAUCAGCCUCUUCUCCGUCUCUCUUUCUCUCCCGCCUGUCGAUUCUGUCUCGGACCGCACGGAGAUGGUCCCUCGGAUCGGAAUUGCGUUAACCCAUCACUCCAAUCAGUAAAGUACGAGCGGCCGUACGUCGAUCAUCGUCGAGUAUCGCGUAGCUCUCGCGGGAAGUCUUCGUUUUCUACACGACGUUCCGCGUCUUUUUACUUCUUGAGAUGACAUCGAGAACUCUUCGUCUGAAGUGGACCGUCUAUCUGGCACUCAUUUUGGUGUGCCAGACGGUGCGACUGAUCGAAGGAUAUCCUCGCUCUUCUUCAGAGGUGUCGGAGGAAUCACCGGACGCCGGAAGUUCCUCGUUGCAGGACACGUCGAUUUCAAGAGCGAUCGAAGAGGCGUACGAGCAGCAGGUGUUUCUGCGACCGCAAGAAUGGCCGCAGAAGACCAUUGAUGAAGACAACAAUUGUUGUUCACAAAGGAUAGAACAGAUGCAGAGAGACACUUCGAAAGAGAAGUUUUCGAGCGAUAGGGUGAUUCAAAGAUCAAAAAAAUCACUGCAAGAUUCAAACACUGAUAUGUCGAUGUACAGGAGUUCAGAUAUAUCGCACAGGAACACGGGCACGUCAAUGCACAGGAAUUCUGACGAGAAAAUUAUUUUUCCGGACGGUAGGAUCUUAACGUCGGAAACACCAAUGCUGCCGACGUUGAGCUGUCGCAAAAAUACGUUCUGCGAAAACGUCGCCGACUAUCCCAGGCAACUGGUGAACGCAGCGAUACAGCGGAACGUCAGUUUGAGAUUCCUGGAGAGUGUCGAUACUGUCGAUUCGAUGCCCGACGUCGACGACGUCGAACAGAGGAUAGACACGAUGUCGCGCGAAUCAGUGCUUUGCCCAAUUCGUGAACAAGUAGUAUAUCCGCAAACCGCUCAGAACAAGGAAAAUCAAUGGUUGUUCAUCGUAAAUCAAGAUGAUUUGAAACAAGGAAUACGCAUUGAAGUUUGUUUGAAUGAAGGCCAGAAGUGCAACAUGGUCGAAGGUUUCGCCGAGGGCUACAAGACCUCCUGCAAACAGAAAUACAUCUAUCGAGAAUUGGCAGCGGUGGGAAGUGACGGUAACAUCUUCAAGGAUCAAUUCCGCUUUCCAUCGAGCUGCUGUUGUCACGUGAAAUUUACCGGCGAUCCCACAGCUAGACUGGGACUGAGACUAAAUCUGCCAGUCAAUCAAACACAAUAAAGUAGAUCAAGUGCUUUUUUCACGUCAAUGAAGCUAGGUCGAGCGAGGAGAAAAUAUAAUGGAGUGACUCUUUCCAUUUCAUUCGUGUCUAUGCAGACGUUCGGUACGUCGCACGUUCACAGAUAGGAUGCUCAAAAUGACUCUAUCGUAUCAACUCUGAUGAUAUUACAUCAAGCUUGUUGUCGUUAACUGUAACAGUAAAAUUAUGGGGCGAUAUUUUUUUAUAAUUGCUUGUCAAUUUAAUUUGUGAUAUUACGUACUCCAGUUUCAGUUCAGAACUAUGUUUCAAGGCCGACAAAUAACACUAGUUUAGUUUACAAAUUUUGAAGUUGCUUACUGCAAAAAAGAUCUAACUUUUUUAAACAUAUUUUGGGACGCCGAGUUCGAAUCAGAAAAAUU
Messenger RNA from Atta colombica, 1689 nucleotides. RefSeq names its product protein spaetzle-like. Lineage: Eukaryota; Metazoa; Arthropoda; Insecta; Hymenoptera; Formicidae. The transcript has 7 exons. Gene Ontology annotation, biological process: central nervous system formation; regulation of Toll signaling pathway; innate immune response. Bases 277 to 1290 code for a protein of 337 amino acids. The record is from RefSeq and is a predicted model, not a curated record. Gene Ontology annotation, cellular component: extracellular region. Gene Ontology annotation, molecular function: growth factor activity; Toll binding.